Messenger RNA from Haliotis rubra (blacklip abalone), 1183 nucleotides. Its product is annotated as serine protease hepsin-like. Bases 15 to 1037 code for a protein of 340 amino acids. NCBI's taxonomy places the organism in Eukaryota, Metazoa, Mollusca, Gastropoda, Lepetellida, Haliotidae. Gene Ontology annotation, molecular function: serine-type endopeptidase activity. The record is from RefSeq and is a predicted model, not a curated record. Gene Ontology annotation, biological process: proteolysis. The transcript has 7 exons.
GUCAAGUUUUGAACAUGCAUCUGCUUCGAGUGAUAGUGUCGGUGUGCGUCAUCUGCAGUGGAGUUCGGGCCGCUGAGAUUUGCAGCGCGCUGUACCCAAGAUCUACCUGCCAGCCAGAAUGUCCACAGCCAUCUGUUACAGAGGCUCAGGGGGCGCCAUACUGCUACUCUGGGAUGUUCUGCUGUGAGACGGUAACAACACCAACACCUUCACCAACAACCACACCUCCACCGACAACAACAACAACUCCACCAUCAAGAGUCUGUGGAUUCGAUGCCUUACCUGUGACUCCAAGGAUUAUGAAUUCCAAUCCAUUCAAUCUUAAUGAUUUCUCCUGUGCAUGGCCUUGGAUGGUCCACGUACUGUAUGACCUUCAGGACGGAGAAGGCAUUCAGCCCUUGUGCAGUGGGGUCCUCGUCUCCAAACAGCAGUUCAUUACAUUAAAAUCUUUUGUGGAGCCAUUAACUGGUCAAAACUUUCAACUGUAUGCCGCAGUUGGAAUUUGUAACAUCACUGGUCUUCAGACAGAAGAAGUAUUCCCACCAGGCACAUUGAAGAACGUGUCCACGGAUAUCAGCUCUUUCGACGCUGGGAAUCUGGAUCUUGUCGUGGCUACACUUGAAGAAGAAGUCGGAGACUACAGUAUCAACGUGCUUCCUGCUUGUUUGCCAGAUGGAAGGACAGUAAUCAAUGGAGACCAAUGUUUCAUGGCCGGAUCUGCAAAUGGUGAGAUCGGUGCCGGGCGCGUUAGAGUGUUAGAUCCAGCAGUUUGUACAGCGUUCAAUAACAUCCUCAUCAACAACGAGCAGCAGCCUAGAGGAACCUUCUGUACCAACGUGUUUUCUGAUAAUGUCGACGCAUGUGACGGGGAUGAAGGUGGUAUGGUGAUAUGUCAGGAUAAUGAGAACCGCUGGGUCCUGAAGGGGAUCAUACAGGAGGGUACAUGCCUCGGAGCCAGGAAUGGCGCCAAUGUCAUCAUUGAUAUUGAACAAAUCGGCAGCGACCUGAUCAGCAACGUAUUUCCAACACCGCAGUAACACGUGCAGGUUCCCAGCAGAGAUGAAUACACGUCCAUAUGCUCAACUCGCCUUUGUAUUGCGGUUUUUGUUUUACUGAAAUGUAACCUGGGUCAAAUUUAAUAAUUGAUCAAUUGUCCUUAAUAAAGCUUUGGCUUAGAAUAUAA